CUGCUGUUGUGGUUGAAGUUCUCCUGCGCUCAGCUGACUCGAGUCGGGGAAUCAUCAUCGUUAUUAUCGCGCACAGGGAAGCAGGAGAGGCGGCCAUGGCGGCGGAGAUCCACUCGAGGCCCCAGAGCUCCAGACCGGUUCUGCUGAACAAGAUUGAGGGCCACAGCGACGGCGUGAACGCGGCGGUGCUUAUCCCGAAGGAGGACGGAGUAAUCACGGUCAGCGAGGACAGAACGAUUCGGGUUUGGCUGAAGCGGGACAGUGGACAGUACUGGCCCAGCAUCUACCACACUGUGUCCUCGCCCUGCUCCUGUGUGUCGUAUCAUCAUGACAGCCGGCGGAUCUUCAUCGGUCAGGAUAAUGGAGCCGUUGUGGAGUUCCUCAUCUCAGAAGACUUGAACAAAAUGAACCAUGUUAAAACAUACCCAGCUCAUCAGAACCGAGUGUCAGAUCUCCUGUUCUCUAUGGAGAGUCAGUGGCUGGUCAGCACGGGUCAUGAUAAGAGCAUCAGCUGGAUGAGCACUCAGAGCGGCUCUAUGCUGGGACGCCACAGCUUCGGCUCCUGGGCUUCCUGUUUACAGUAUCCUUCACCUCAGACCAGUCUCUCAACGCUUUUACUCUGACUCUAUAUUUAGAUCGCUCUCUGUGUGUCUCCUGAGCAUUCUGUUGUGUGCUAAUGGAUAUAAUGGGAUUGAGGUGGUCACAUUUUACAGAUU
Molecule: messenger RNA, 716 nt
Organism: Danio aesculapii
Lineage: Eukaryota; Metazoa; Chordata; Actinopteri; Cypriniformes; Danionidae
Gene: wdfy1
Product: WD repeat and FYVE domain containing 1
Exons: 5
Coding region: 96-623 (175 amino acids)
Molecular function (GO): protein binding
Source: RefSeq, a predicted model, not a curated record